UUUUACAUCACUAGUACGAACGCGAACGCGAUUUUUGUGAUGGAUAAAAACAAAGUCCCGUAUAAAUUUAUGAAAACUGUGUAAAAAUGCAGCAAAUGAAUCAGAAAAUUAUUACUAAAUUCUGCAUUGAUUGAGAACUAACAAUUUGGAAUGCAUAAUUAGUGUGACAAAGCAAAAUUAUUUCGAAACGGGCAAACAAAAAGCAUUAAGCAGCACUUGACAACAGGAAAAUUUGAAAAAAUAAAUAAAAUAAAAAAUUACUAAAUAAUAAUAACAAAGAGAAGAACUUUAAAUAAGAGUAAUCCGCUCAACAUUUCGCCAUUUACACGAAUAAAAUUGAGCGUAAUUAUCCAAAUUGCACUUUACAAAGAACUUGCAAAUAAGAGAAGGAAAGAGAUAGAGGAUUGAGUAAAGAGUAGCACCGGAAGAAAGCAAAUAUCCAUCCAAAAGUAACAAACACACACACACAGAGGGAGAGACAGCGAAAGCCCCGGCAGCAGCAGCAGCAGCUGAAUAAAUAAAUCAUAAGCUCGCAGAACGCUUAAAGCUCAGCUUCAACCUGGCGAAUCGCAACGGCAGCAAUAACAACAACAGAGCCGAUGCCGCCGCUGGUGGCGCUGCCGCUGUAGCCGCCGCUGGCCGCAACAAUAACAAUAAUGCAGCUGCCGCUGGUGGAGCUGCUGCUGGAGGCGCUGGCGCCGAUGCAAAUGCGGCCAACGGCGGUGGCGGCGGCAACGAGUGGAAUCCCGAGGAAAUGGAUCGUUUCAGCUUUGACGACUCCAUACGCUUCGAAGAGGAUUCUCUCUGCAGCUGGAGCUCCGAGGCUGAAUCGUUGUGCAACAAUUGGCGUGGCUGGAAGAAGCCAACCAAUGGCACCACCGGCCCCGGUCUGGGCAAUGGUAAUGGCAAUGGCUUAGGUCCACUUGCGGCCAACAGCAAUAGCAAUGCAGGGGGCGCAUUCGGUGUGGCAGGAUGUAGUGCACCUGGCACUGGCAGCAACGGUGGCAUCUCCAGCUCUGCCUCCAUGGCGGGCGGUGUUCAGUGUGGACGCCAAUUUGAUGUCUCCUCGCUGACCGAGCUUGCAGCACGCUGUGUUGCCUCGUAUAUACCAUUCGAGCUGGUCGAGCAUGUCUAUCCACCCGUGCCGGAGCAGCUGCAGCUGCGCAUUGCAUUCUGGAGCUUCCCGGACAACGAGGAGGACAUACGAUUGUACUCGUGUCUGGCCAACAGUUCGGCGGAGGAGUUCCAUCGUGGCGAUCAGCUGUUUCGCAUGCGCGCCGUUAAGGAUCCGCUACAGAUAGGUUUUCAUCUGUCUGCCAGCGUUGUGAGCCAAACGCCGCGCACCUUCUUCAAUGUGGCCGUCACAUUCGAUCGCCGGCGGAUCUCCUCGUGCAACUGCACCUGCACCUCCUCGGCGUACUGGUGCUCCCAUGUGGUGGCCGUUUGCCUGCACCGCAUCCAUUGUCCCCUGGAGGUGUGCUUGCGUGCACCUGUGUCCGAGUCGCUGACUCGCCUGCAGCGCGAUCAAUUGCAAAAGUUCGCCCAGUAUCUGAUCAGUGAGUUGCCGCAGCAGAUAUUGCCCACAGCGCAGCGUCUGCUCGACGAGCUGCUCAGCGCCCAGCCCACGGCAAUCAAUACAGUGUGCGGUGCACCAGAUCCCACGGCGGGCGCCUCAAUAAAUGAUCAGACCAGCUGGUAUCUAGACGAGAAGACGCUCCACAACAAUAUCAAGCGAAUACUCAUCAAAUUCAUAUUGCCGGCGCCAAUUGUUUUCAGCGAUGUCAACUACUUGACCAAUUCGGCACCACCGGCGGCCGCUGAAUGGAGCUCGCUGCUGCGUCCGUUGCGUGGACGCGAGCCGGAGGGCAUGUGGAAUCUCUUGUCCAUAGUGCGCGAGAUGUAUAGACGCUGCGAUCGGAAUGCCGUGCGUCUGCUGGAGAUCAUAACGGAGGAGUGCAUGGCCUGCGAUCAGAUGCUAAUAUGGUGGUUCCAGACCAAGCUGGCGCUCAUGAUGGGCUCCCAUGGCCACAGCGGUGGCAAGCACUCCAACACGCACUCCAACUCCACAGCACUGCAGCACGCGUGCAGCUCGCUCUGCGAUGAAAUUGUCGCCCUGUGGCGUCUGGCUGCACUGAAUCCGGGACUGGCGCCCGACGAGCGCGACAUGCUGCACGCCCAGUUCACGGCCUGGCAUCUGAAGAUACUCGAUCGUGUGGUGAAGAGUCGCAUGAUGCCGCCAUCGUACACGAACAAACACCAGCAGAACUCCAGAUCCGAAACGGAGCUCUUCAUUGGCUUCAAGCCGGCCAUUGAGGCAUGCUAUUUGGACUGGGAGGACUAUCCGAUAGCGGGCGUCACCCACACCCACGACACCAAUCCCAUUUACUAUUCACCGUUCACAUGCUUCAAGCACACGGAUGCCAAGGGCGAUGCCUGCGGCACCAGCACCACCAGCCAGCUGAACGCCACCCAGGCGCUGAUGAGCAACAACAAGCACUACAAUUACUUUAGCACCUCCAACGAUCAUGGCAUGCAUGCGGGCGCCUUCAAGCAGCGUGCGGAGCGCAGCGCGUAUCGUGAACGCUUCGAUGCCAGCGCUGCUGAGCUGUUCGGCUCGCCUAAUGAGCCGCCGUCCAUAAACGAUGUCCUGAUGCUGGCCCAAGUGAAUGCCGCCUGCAGCAUGGGCGUCGAUCGUGAUGCCAUUGGACUGGGCGCCGGCUCACAGCAGCAGCAGCAGCAGCAACAACAACAACAGCAGCAGCAACAACAACAGCAGCAACAACAGCAACAGCAACAUCAGCUCGCAGGCGCCGUUGGGACAUCCAAGUCGAAUGCGUCGGGCUCUGGGGCAGGUGGCGUUGGCGUUGGCGGUGGCGGUGGUGGCGAUGGCAAUCGUUCGAGUGCCAGCAGCGAGGGAUUCUGUGAGAACGAAGAUUUCGGUGGCGAUAACAGCAGCAGUCUGAACUAUUGCACGGAACGUGCGACGACCGGCGUGUCCGGGCAGAAAUCGCUAACCGAGUCGGAUUCGCAAAGCAGCUUCGAUGCCGUCUCGCAGCAGAGCAAGGAUUUGCCCAUGUCUGUUGCUGCGGGCGUGGCAGGCGCYGGCAAUGUUGUUGUUGUGGGGCCGGGCACACCCGACUAUAGACAGCAGGCGGGCGGCUCCACGUCGGACACCUCGUCGGCAUCGUCGGCUUCGUCAUCGGCAUCCACGGGAUCGGGCAGCAGCAACAGCUCCAGCUCAUCCAUGCUGAAAACAGCUGCAACGGCUCAGCAGCAACAGCAGCAGCAGCAGCAGGUGUCACGACGCCUGUCCAAGGAUGAAUCAUUUAGCAGCAGCAGCGAUGAGUUCAUCCCAGUUGUGGGUGCGCCCAUUGCAGCGGCAGGAGCAGCAUCGGCAGCUGCAGCUGGCGGUGAUUUGACGCCAGUGCCCAGCACUUCAGCCGCAGCACGCGCUGCAUUGGCAGCAGCAACAAUUGCACAGCAAACAACAGCAACACCAACAGCUGCUGCUGCUGGCUCUGGUGCUGCUGCUGGAACCACGGCAGCAGCCAUGGAGCAGCCCUGCUGCAGCAACAGCAACAGCAACGCCGGCGCCGGCGCCAGCAGCAGCAGUGGAACACGCGGCGCCAUGGCUGGCGAUAAUAAGCAGCCGCACAUCUUCUCGAAUGUACGCCCCUCGGAGGACGCGUGGGACAUAUUGUUGGCUCGGGCGGAGGGCUUGCACGCCCAUGGGCAUGGUCGUGAGGCGUGCAUCUUGGCCGUGCGCCUGGCCGAACAGAUGCUGGCCAAUCCGCCCAAUCUGCUGAUGGAGCUGCCGCCGGCGCCCAAGCGCAAGGGCAAGAAACAGAACGUGAAUCCCAUAUCGCAUCAGUUGACAGUGGUGGCCUCGUCGACGCUCUCCAAGUGCGCCUUCCUGUGCACGGUGCUCUCCGAGAACUCGGAGCACUAUCACAUCGGCUUUCGCAUCUGUUUGUUUGCCCUGGAGAUGCCCCGACCGCCGGCCAGCACCAAGCCGCUCGAGGUGAAGCUGGCCAACCAGGAGGCGGACAUAUUGGCGCUGCUGAAGCGCCUGCCCCUGGGCGCGGCCGAGCUGCAGGUGAUCCGCGAACGGGCCGAGCAGCUGCGCAGCGGCACCUUCAAGUCGCGCGGCGAGGCCCUGCUGCCCAUCAACCUGGCCACGUUCAUCUUUGAUGCACUGGUCACGCCCGGCGCGCCCAAACUGCCAAUCGGUUACGGCGUGUCCAGCGACCCGACGCGGCGCCCCAGCACGUCGACAACGCUGUACAAGCUGAGCGAGGAGAACAUGGGCUUCGAAGCCGCCGUGGCAGCAUUGGGCCUGAAGGCCAACGUCUCCGAGGCAGAGCAUCCGCUGCUCUGCGAGGGCACGCGACGGCAGCGCGGCGAUUUGGCGCUGACGCUGCUCUACCACUACAAGGAUGAGCCGCGCAAGAUAGCCAAGAUCAUGGAGAAGCUGCUGGACCGGGACAUACACACGCUGCUGAAGACGCCGCUGCUGCCCUCCUACUACUCCAACCAUCCGCCGGUGCGCACGCCCAGCCAGCAGCCGAUGCGGCGGGAUCACGAUCACGACUAUGGCGGUGGUGGCAAUGGCGGUGGCGGUGGCGGUGGUGCGGCCGCUGCUGCUGCCUUCAACCUGUGCGAGCUGCUGCCCAACGACUAUGGCAGUGUGGGCGGCAACAGUCGGCCCCACAGCUCGACCAGCGCCGAGCUGGAGCUGAGCAUGUGCGCCCUGAGCAUGGCCAGCAGCAGCAAUCAGUCGUGCAGCAGCAACAACAACGGCCAGGGACAGGGACAGGGUCAGGGUCUGGUGGCCUGCCAGAGCGGCGGCAAUGGCGGUGGCAGCGCCAGCAAUCCAGCUGGCGGAGCAGGUGCAGCUGCUGGAGCUGCUGCAGUUGGCCAGAACAAUGGCAAUGGCAGCGGUAACGGCAAUGGCAACGGCAACUCGGCCAGCGGCAGCAACAGCAAUCCGAACAAUGCGAGCAGCAGCAGCCGGAGCAAGGAGAGCCGCUACAAGGGCAAGCGCGCCUAUCCCUCGAUACCGAAUCAGCCGUCGGAGGCGAGCGCCCACUUCAUGUUCGAGCUGGCCAAGAAUGUGCUGACCAAGGCCGGCGGCAACAGCUCAACGUCGCUGUUCACCCAGGCCAGCACCAGCCAGAAUCACCAUGGACCGCACCGGGCGCUGCACAUGUGCGCCUUCCAGCUGGGCCUCUAUGCGCUCGGCCUGCACAAUUGCGUCAGUCCGAAUUGGCUGUCGCGCACGUACUCGUCGCACGUGUCCUGGAUACUGGGCCAGGCCAUGGAGAUUGGUGCGCCGGCGAUUAGUUUUCUGAUUGACACAUGGGAGGCGCAUCUGACGCCGCCGGAGGCAGCCGGCAUGGCGGAUCGUGCGUCGCGCGGCUGGGACAACAACAUGGUCUAUCCGGCCGCCGAGCUGGCCCUCUCCGUGCUGCCCCAUGCGGCCGCCCUCAAUCCCAAUGAGAUACAGCGCGCGAUACUGCAGUGCAAGGAGCAGAGCGAUCUGAUGCUGGAGCGUGCCUGCCUCACCGUCGAGACGGCGGCCAAGGGCGGCGGCGUCUACCCGGAGGUGCUCUUCCAGGUGGCGCGCUACUGGUACGAGCUCUACACGCGCAACUCGCCCAACAACAGUGGCGGGGAUCACGAGCAGCACGAGGAUCAGCUGGAGCACUCGGCGGUCAAUCUGAGCGCGCUCAUCGAGUCGCAGCAGCAGCACGAGCUGCAGCAGCAGCAGCAACAGUUGCAGCAGCAGCAGCAACAACAACAGCAGCAGCAACAACAGCAGCAGCAGCAGCUUAUGAACGCCGCUGCUGGUGGAGCCGGUGGCCCGUUGGCGGGUCCGCCUGUGGUUAAUGCGGCGCCGCAGCAAUUCCAGCCGAACGUGGCCGCCUUGACGCCCAUCAAUCUGGCGCCGUACGGGCCGUACACGUUCUGCCAGAGCAUCUAUGCGCAUCAUCACAAUCUCAGCUAUCCGCCCGGCCAGAUGCAGAUGUACAUUUCGGCUGGUCCGCCACCGCCGCCGCAGCCGCUCUAUGCGAGCUACUCGCAGCAGCAGCAGCAGCCGCCGCCGCCGCAGGGCGCACAGCAGCAACAGCAACAGCAGCAGCAGCAUGUGCAGCAGCAACAACAGCAGCAGCAACAGUCGUUGGUGGCGACGUCGGGUGUGGUGCAUGCAGCACCGCCCGGUCACCAGCCACCGCCAGCGUUCCAGGCGCCACCACCGGGCGCCUUUCAGCCAAUGCCGCCGCAGGCAUACCAAGCACUGCAGGGAGGUCCGCCCGGACCGCCCAUGGGUCCAAUGGCGCCCACCUAUUACGGGCCACCGCCGCCGCCGCCACCAAACGGCCCGCCUGGCGCCGGUGUUGGCGUACCCAUGCGCCAGCAUCCUGCCCAGCAUCCAGCACAGCAUCCGGCAGGGCAUCCAGCACAGCAUCCAUCACAGCAUCCCGUGUAUCCGUUCAUGCAGCAACAGCCGCCACCACCGCCGCCGCAGCAUCAGCAGCAGCAGCCGCCGCCGCCAACACAGCCGCCAGUGCGUCAGCGUCAACAGCAUCAGUUCACAUCCACGCAGCUGCGCUACCUGCUGGCCGCCUACAAUGUGGGCAUGCUGGCCAUGGAGACACUGGCGCGACGCGUCCACGACGACCGGCCGCAGGCAAAGUAUGCAAGGAAUCCGCCGUACGGCGAGGACGUGAAGUGGCUGCUGCGCAUCAGCAAGAAGCUGGGCACGCAGUAUCUGCAUCAGUUCUGCGUCUGUGCGGUCAACUCGAUCGUGAGUCCCUUUGUGCUGCACGACGUGGCCAUCGAGUCGGCCCAUUAUCUGGGCCGGAAUAAUCAUCAGUUGGUCAUGCAGCAUCUGCGCUCGGCCCUGACGCCCCUCGUGCAGAAAUGCCAGCAAAUGUACAUCCAGUGCAUCCACCAGAAGCUGUAUCAUCUCACCCAAGGCGACUACGAGGAGUUUGCCAGCAUUGUGGUUGCCGCGCGUGCGGCCUUCCAGAUAACCCCCGAGGGCAAUGCCCAGUUCAAGGAUUGGCUGCAGUCGAUCAAGCGAUCGAAGUCGUGCAAGAAGGAGCUGUGGACACAGAUCAAUGCGGCGCUACAAAGCAAUUCCAAAUGACAAAGACUUGACUCCUGCAAUCUGAUGACGGCAACGGUUGCGGCUGCAGCGGCUGCUGCUGCUGCUGCUGUUGCGACAACAGCAACAACAAUUGCCAGCAGCGGCAGCAGCAGCAGCGACACAGUGCUGGCCUCGUCGCCGCCAAUGUCGCUGGUGAAGGCAACGGCCGCUGGCAGCUCAGGCAGCAGCAAUAUUAUCAACAGCAGCGUCGGCCACAUCGCCAGCAGUGCUGGCAGCAUCAGCAGCCACGGGCACGGCCACGGCCACAGCCACAGCC
Molecule: messenger RNA, 7430 nt
Organism: Drosophila arizonae
Lineage: Eukaryota; Metazoa; Arthropoda; Insecta; Diptera; Drosophilidae
Gene: Dora
Product: zinc finger SWIM domain-containing dorado
Cellular component (GO): Cul2-RING ubiquitin ligase complex
Molecular function (GO): zinc ion binding
Source: RefSeq, a predicted model, not a curated record